CUUAAGUUCCUCGCUGGAAUCUGGAUGGAUCAGUGAUCCCAACUGCCGAUGCUCCGUCUACCAGGGAGAAAACCGGAUUGACCCCUGCCAAAAACCCACCGGCCACGCGAGAAAAUCCGCGCCGAUUAAACUAGUCUGAGCAGCUGCUCCGACUCGAUGACCUCAUGUGUCUCAGUGCAAGUGGACCCCCGCAAACCCUCGGCAUCGCCGUUCGGGUGGGGAGAGGGACAUCAUAUCAUAUCAUAUCAUAUCAUGAUCGAUUCGAGAUCAUCUCCGGAGAUAUAUGAGCACAUUCUGGUCCGUCUGUCUCCUAUGCUGUAUACACCCAUCUCGGACUCAUUCAUACAUCCCCAACACUACCAUACAGAGCACCUACAACCAAAUCCAAAACAAACCCUUCCAGCAAAAUGAACUUCCUCGCCCUCCUCCUAUCCACAAUCCCUCUCGCCAACGCCCAAUCCUCACCCGCUAGCUCAGCCUCACCUACUCCGAACCCCAGUCCCGGCGGAUCUGAAUCUGGAUCUGCAUUCACCCUGAACAUCCGGUGGUCGAACAGCCCACUUUCGGGCCCUCUCAGCGCCAGCGCCGGAUCCUUCUGGACCGGCAAACCCACCGCAUCCUAUUGUCCCGAGAAUGUGCCGGGGUGCCAGGCCGUGAACACGACGUCGUUCGAGGCGCAGGAUGGGAAGCUGUUUCUGAACGCGGGCGUGCCAGGCGGUCAGCAGGUCUACAUCUCUCCGCAAGGAAAACUGACCUACACGGUCCCGCACAGCGGCUACAUCCCAUCCGGCUCGGUGACCGACUUCGCGAGCUGGUCUGGCGAUUUCCUGAACCCAUUCCUGACCUUUUGGCUAUGCAAUGGGCAAGGUACGGACUCCAACGCGUGGGCGGUCUGGCUCGAGUACACGAAUGGCACGACGGGCGCGAUCACGAACAACGGCAUGGAUGGGGAGAAUGCCUGCACGAGGAUUGCGCUGCAGAAGGGUGGUUACGGUGGGCCGGCUGCUUGGGCGUUUACUUAGAUUAGGAUCUUGUCAGGACCCGUUGGCCGGAUUGGGUUGGGUUGAGUCUUCAGGGGUAUUGCUAGACUAAGAGUCUAAGGUAA
Messenger RNA from Aspergillus steynii IBT 23096, 1105 nucleotides. RefSeq lists its product as uncharacterized. Bases 408 to 1022 code for a protein of 204 amino acids. The transcript has 2 exons. NCBI's taxonomy places the organism in Eukaryota, Fungi, Ascomycota, Eurotiomycetes, Eurotiales, Aspergillaceae. The record is from RefSeq and is a predicted model, not a curated record.